This is a messenger RNA of Ricinus communis (castor bean), 923 nucleotides long. RefSeq names its product basic leucine zipper 1. Gene Ontology annotation, cellular component: nucleus. The record is from RefSeq and is a predicted model, not a curated record. Gene Ontology annotation, biological process: positive regulation of DNA-templated transcription. NCBI's taxonomy places the organism in Eukaryota, Viridiplantae, Streptophyta, Magnoliopsida, Malpighiales, Euphorbiaceae. The transcript has a single exon. The coding region runs from base 349 to 771 and encodes 140 amino acids. Gene Ontology annotation, molecular function: transcription cis-regulatory region binding; DNA-binding transcription factor activity.
UCACAUCUCUUGUUUCUGAUAAAAAGAUGAAAUCCCUUUGGAUAGCAUAGCCUUCCCUUUUCUUAUUUCACUGUUUCUCCAUAUUAUUUGCCUUCUUGACCUGAAUCAAUUAGUUUGUUGCCAUCUCUAGCAGUCUUGCACAAUCUCUUUUAGGACUCAUGUGUAUGAUAUGAGCUAUAUCAGACUGUUGUGUCUAAUGCUUUUUUAUCAUUCCAUAUCAGUUGUUCUUCUUCAUUGGUUCUACUUGUUUUCUUGAAGUUCAGAGUUUCUUUUUUUUCUUUUUUUUUUUUGCCAAUUUUAAGUCCUGAAAGGGUAUUAAGAUUAAUACAAUUAAUCCCAUUGCAGAAGAUGUCAUGCUUUAUAAAUAUUAGCUCAGGGUCUGAUGUAGAUGCGCCAAAAGUGAUGAUCGAUGAGAAGAAAAGAAAGAGGAUGAUAUCGAAUCGAGAGUCUGCAAGAAGAUCAAGAAUGAAGAAACAGAAGCAUAUGGAAGACUUGAUCAGUGAGAAAGCUGAGUUAGAGAGAAAGUUACAUGAAGAUAAUCAGAAGUGUAAAGCUAUCUUGCAAGCGCAUCUUGUUCUUGAGUCGGAGAACAAAGUCUUGAGGGCCAAGAAGAUGGAACUGAUACAGCAUUUGAACUGCCUGCACCAGAUUCUUGAAAGCUAUAAAAAAAGUGAGACCAGUAACAGUAAUCUUGAAGUUUCAGAGUCAUAUUUGAAAUUAUGGCAAGUCAAUAUGCAGCCCAUAGCAGCUUCUGGCAUGAUCAAAUUUUAAUUGUUCUGCUGACUGUACAAGUUUCUAUGAUUUGAUGUGGGACAUAAGAGUUAUUAUAUCAUCUUUGCUGUUUCAUUGUUUAAAGUCGUAUUAUAUAAUGAAUUUGUAUGUUUAUGGGAUAAGAGUGAGUUGGAUUUCCAUUUUCUUGUUAA